UCAAAAUAUAAUCUAUGGAAAGGAGACGAGAAAGGUAUCAAAUAAUACUGUACAUUCAUGAAAGAUACUGGAGGGCCAGGUCUCUAAUUUACACAGUAAAAUAACAAUGUACUGGGGUAAAAGAUAUGUAAAGAAAUGCAGCAUAGAACCAUUGAAGAGUAGAGGUGCCAUAGGCACAAUCAGAGAACACUGAACAUCAGGGGGUGCAUGGCUGUUCAACACCCUCCCUGCAAGCAUUAUAAAUAUUAUCGGAAUGAAAGUAGAGAUAUUCAAGAGGCACUCGGACAGAUUCUUGCAAGAAGUACCGGACCAAUCAGCUUGUAGUGGAUAUGUGGGCCAGCGAGCCACUCUAAGCAACAACCUGUUGGACCAAGUUAUCACAAGUCAAGCUUGGCCUCAGACCGGGCUAGAUUCAACAUGGCUGGGGGUCGGAGCCUGUCUCUGUGAUUGUUGCUGCCGUGGCUGCUGAGAGACGAACCCAGCUGGCAGAAAGAGGAAACACAGGACACCACCUCCAUUGUCUGUGCUUCUACUCCACCAGGAUUGGCCUCUGCUGUCACCUUUUGCAUCUUCAUAUCUCCCUCCUGAUGUCUUCAUUCACUACUUGAUUGUGCCCCAAGCAGGUGGUGACAGUAGGAAUCCUCUUCCAUUGUCCAUGCAUCUGCACCUCUAGGAAUGACCUCUGUGGCUCCCUAUUCUACACCAAUGGUAAGAUAGCACCCUGGUUUUAUUAUCCUACCCAACAGCAACAAGUGUUUUAUCUCUAGUAGAUACCCCAAGUAACAAGAUAACUCCUAUAGUCAUCAGGAGAUAACCGUCACACAAACUACUUGUUUAUAAAGAAAAUGAAACAUCACCAGUGUCCAGAGUGUGGGAAAAGAUUUGGUGAACUUGGACACAUGAAAACUCACAUGUUAGUGCAUACUGGUGAAAAACCUCACGAGUGUCCAGAGUGUGGAAAAAGAUUCCGUCAUCUUGGAUCUAUUAAGAAUCACAUGCUGCUGCAUACAGAUGAUAAACCUCGUGAAUGUCCAGAAUGUGGGAAAAGGGUCAAACUUAGAUCUAUGAAGACUCACAUGUUGGUGCAUACAGAUGAUAAACCUCAUGAGUGUCCAGAGUGUGGAAAAAGAUUUCGUCAUCUUGGAUCUAUCAAGAAUCACAUGUCACUGCAUACGGGUGAUAAACCUCAUAAGUGUCCAGAGUGUGGGAAAAGAUUCAUUCAGCUUGGAGGUAUGAAGAGCCACAUGUUGGUGCAUGCAAGUGAUAAACCUCACAAGUGUUUAGAGUGUGGGAAAAGUUACAUUGAACUUAGAAAUUUGAAGACUCACAUGUUGAGGCAUACGGGUGAGAAACCGCAUGAGUGUCCAGAGUGUUGGAAGAGGUUCACACAUCUUGAAACUUUGAAGACUCAUAUGUUGGUGCAUACAGGUGAAAAACCUCAUAAGUGUUCAGUGUGUGGGAAAAGUUUUAGGCAUCGUUCAGCUGUGAAAGCUCACAUGUUAGUUCAUACGGGUGAAAAACCUCAUGAGUGUCCAGAGUGUGGGAAAAGAUUCAGGCUUCUUAAAACUAAGAAAACUCACAUGUUGGUGCAUACAGGUGAUAAACCUCAUGAGUGUCCAGAGUGUGGGAAAAGAUUCGGUAGUCUUCAAUAUGUAAAGAGUCACAUGUUGGUGCAUACAAAUUAUAAGCGUUUAGAGUGUGCUGAGUGUGGGAAAAGAUUUAGGCAUCGUAGUUAUAUGGUACGUCACAUAUUAGCACAUUCAAGUGAUAAUCCUCAUUAAGCCUGGAAUCUUGUCUUGUGGGAAAAAGUCAUAGUAAACAAAGUUUAAAAGGCACCAUAUGGUGUGUAUGUUAGAUAAAUCUUGAGUGCUAUUCAUUUAAUUAGUACAGUAUUAUAUCAGAUUAGCCCAUCCUCCUGUUUUGGUAGUAUAUAUAGUAACAAUGAGGACCAUAGUAUAUAUACCGACGUACAACAAAAUUAGAAAAUGGAAAUCUGAACUAUUGAGUUGGACAAACUGGAAAACUAUGUUUUUUAACACUUUCACGCACCUGGCGCGCCAGCCCUCCACUACCCCGGGUGGGCCUCAGCGUUUCACGGGAGCACGCGUUAAUUCUGAAAACUGUAUAGUCUUUUCAACUUUGUCACCUCAAUUCUCAUCCUAAGAUAUUAAAUUUGGUAUCAAUGUGUUUGCAAUAGAAUUCUCUAGAGCACCAAAUGCAUAUAAACUCCAAAAGCCUGGCUAAUUACCCGCAGCAGAGAAAGUGAGAAAGAGUUACCAAGGAGCGCGCAAAAGCGAUAAAAUGUGUUCACUCUUUUCACUCUGGUCACCUCAAUUUUCGUCAUAGGUCUUUCAUUUUGGUAUUAAUGGGUUCGCAAUAGAAUUCUCUAGAGGAAUAUUAGCAUAAAAAAUAAAAAACUGGGUCACGCUCCACCCGCGGACAAGUUGAAGACAGGCCACGCAUUAGCUGCAAGGGAGCGCCCAGACGCCUUCCUGCUACACUCCCAAUUCCUACUCACAAAUGUUUAGUAUUUUUUCCGGUUGCUAAUCUCAAUUUUUGUGUUACAGCGCUCAUUUAGGUAUGAAAUUGUUCCUAAUAGAAUGCUUUAGAUGGAUAUAUGCAUAUAAAGGCCAAUUGAAGAACAAUAUUGCCAGUACAAUACACGGAAGUAUGAAAAAAAAUACAAAAAACUACAACUUUUUGUACUUACCACUUCAGUGUUGUUUGUGGAGCAUGACAUGGGUUGAACAUUUGUUUUAUCCACUCCACCUGCUCUUGGAAAACGUUUCCUGCAGGGUCAACUCAUGUUUUGUAUAGGUGGAGUGGAUGGUGGGCAAGCAUUACUGCUUAUCAGCCCAGAAUUGUCUCUUUCGAUGGUAUUUGCUGUAGCAUGGUGCAGGACACAGUGGAACAUCACAUGUCUUGCACUUAUAGUGUGUGUCCCUCCUUUUACCCGACAUUCUGCACACAUGCGGCACCUCAGAUGCUUCUGUAUCUUUACUUAGGUAUGCGACAAGUUUCUGUUGAGGCAUUCUGGAUUAUCCACAAUACGGGGUUUUGUCCUUGCAGAAGCACCACUAGGGAUAAUCAGAGUCUCAUCUUCUGACUCAGACGAUGAAGGUAAAUCUGCAGGUACAGGUGAAGUGAAUAGUGGGCGCCUCACACCUGAAGGUCCUGCUGUUGAAGGUCCGGGUGUUGAUGGUCCGGGUGUUGCAACAUUGGUUCCAGUGGCAUUGACAUCAGCAGGAUGUGGGAUGUCAUCAUUUUCCUGAGGUCAGUUACUAGCCUUAAAGAACAGUAGUGCCGAAAUGACUUGGUCAUGGAAAUGGAGUAAUGUCAGUUUCCUUCUAUCUGUUGUGUAAUAUUUGUACAUCACAUAAGCAUUGUGGAUAGCCAUUUGCAUAAAAUAGAAGGUCAUUUUCUUCGUCCAUUUGUGACUUUUCCUUGUGAAGUGAUAAUAUUUGACCAUUUGGUCAAAGUGAUCAACACCUUUCAUGUUUGUAUUGUAGUCACAGAUUGCAUUUGGCCUGUUCACACUGAGGAUGUUCAUCACGAUUCCAUACUCGUUUUCUACGUUCAACUUGUUGCGUAUCUGCAUUGUGGCAAGUUGUUAUGAGUGAAACAACUGUUUAUCUUUCCACAAAAUUAUGAAAGUAUUGUCCUUGCGUUUGAAUAAAGUUUAAUCUACUGGCACUUUACCCUAUGCUUGCAUCUGAAGGGAUUUAGGUGCACCACGCUACAUUCUGAUGGUACCACAGGUGUAUACCCCUAAUUCAAGCAGCAAUUCACUCAACCGAACCGAGUUAUAAUAGUUGUCCAUAUAUAAAUGGUAACCUUGGUUCUUCAGUGGUUCAAUCAAGCCCAUUAUGGUUUCAUUCGUCGUUUUCCCAAUUCCUGAAUAUAUUUCAAAAUCACAAAUGUAGCCAGUCUUGGAUUCAGCUAGCAUGUAGAGCUUUAUUCCAUAUUUAUUAGGUUUAUUGGGAUUAUAGGUCUUGAAAGAUAGAUGGCCACACCAUGGCAUUGUCCCUUCAUCCAAACUCAAAUUUUUCUGGGGAAUGUAUAUUGUUUUGAAUCUAUUUACGAGAUAUUGCAUGACUGAGCGAAUUUUGAUAAGUCUGUCAACUUUUUGGCUUUGUGGUUUGGACUUAUUGUUAUAAAUAUGAAAAUACUUUGCAAUCAUUUCAAAUCGUUUACCAGUCAUAAAGGUGUUGAAACAAGGUAUGUGCCAGAAUCUGUUUGUUUGCCAAUACAUUCUAAGUCUUGGCAAUGGGCAAAUACCCAUCAAGAUCAUCAGUCCCAAAUAUCUGGCAAUGUCUUUCACUGUCACUGGUUCCCAUCUCUUGUUUGUCGUUUUCCCAGUACGUGCCUUAGUUUGAGAAGCAUACAAAUUAGUUUCAUAAGCAAUAUAUUUCAACACGCUUUGAGUGAGAAAUAGUUGAAUAAAACCAUAGCAGGGGUAGGUACAGGAACAGUCAAGCCUGGUGUACCUGUAAAAUUGUCCACAAAGGGUGGAGUAUUGUCACUACACCACCCUUCAUCAGAAUCUGUUGGUGGUGGGGUACGUGUGGUAAGUCUGGCUCUGGCACGAGCUCCAGUACCUCGCUGUGCACGAGUGGCAGUCUCAACCUCAGAAUCGUCACUUCCAUCACUACCAAAAUCCACCUCGGCCAUCUCUGUUUCUAUACAUUCACUACCUUCAUCAGUGUUGGUCUCAACAACACUUUCCUCACUAGAUAACUCUGACAAAUCGUCAAAUACAGUCUGAAACAUAGAGGGUGUUAGUCUGACUCGCUUGUAUUUCUCUUGUACACUACUUAGCUUCUCCUUUUCACGCCCUUCUUUCGCAAAUUUCUUCCUGGAAGGGCCUUGUUCAUGAUCACUAUCCAUCGUGGAGUAAGUGCAGAUGUUUCUAAAGCCGCAGUAAGAAAUAUAGCCACGGAAAAUAGCCGAAAUGUUCACACGUUUGAGACACGAGGGGAGGCGACACCGGUCACAAUAGUGGAGUGAAAACAAUGGCCCUACGGCGUGUACCGUGCCGCUUGGGGGCCAUGAGGCCUAACAAGGAAAACGGGAAGACGUUGGCGCGCAUUUUAAAACGGGUCCCCCCAAAUUGGAUAAAACCCAGAUUUUUGGCAAAUAUUUUAAUAAACGACGCAAUGCUGUGUCGUUACUGGGAUUACGUCUACUAAAAAAAACGACGCAAUGCUGUGUCGUUACCGAGCGAAAGUGUUAACUUGGGUUGCCUUGACACACUAAUCUAACCUAACCUUACCUUCCUAGGCCUAAUACACAAUAGUCGAGACCUAAUAUAGUACAUAUGUGUGCUAUAUUAGGUCUAGGAAUAUUUAAGUUUGUUUUUAGCUUAAUUUAUUUUAAAAGAAUUCCUUACUAGUCAGUAUAUUAGUAUCUAUAAGUACAUAUGAAUUCGUGACUAUUGAUGACUGUCACUAUAGAUACUACCUAAACAAGAGGAUGGGUUGAUAAGAUACAUAUCAGGAUAUCAACUUUCCACUAAUCCAGCAUAUUAUUUGGAGACGGUAAGCUUAAUCAUAAAACUACUGAGUUGUCCUAUGUGUCCCAUAAAGGUAACUUUGUAUUCAUAGCUUUAUGUAGAAUUAUGCUCUGCAGGACAUCAUUUUUUAUAAGUUAUAUUUCAAUAAUCUGUUCUUUAGUAAAUAUUAGAUGCAUGUCAUUAGGCUAUGGUAAUACAAAAUUUGAAAUUGUCGACUUGUAAUUAAGUAAUUAAUAGAAAUACAUGGAAUACAUUAAUACUGUACAUAAAUAGAAAUACACAUUUUAAGAUA
Molecule: messenger RNA, 5804 nt
Organism: Procambarus clarkii (red swamp crayfish)
Lineage: Eukaryota; Metazoa; Arthropoda; Malacostraca; Decapoda; Cambaridae
Product: putative zinc finger protein 66
Biological process (GO): regulation of transcription by RNA polymerase II
Cellular component (GO): nucleoplasm
Molecular function (GO): RNA polymerase II cis-regulatory region sequence-specific DNA binding; DNA-binding transcription repressor activity, RNA polymerase II-specific
Source: RefSeq, a predicted model, not a curated record